Messenger RNA from Cyprinodon variegatus (sheepshead minnow), 1089 nucleotides. It is a transcript of the gene sox32, whose product is annotated as transcription factor Sox-17-alpha-like. Gene Ontology annotation, biological process: anatomical structure morphogenesis; cell differentiation; regulation of DNA-templated transcription. NCBI's taxonomy places the organism in Eukaryota, Metazoa, Chordata, Actinopteri, Cyprinodontiformes, Cyprinodontidae. Gene Ontology annotation, molecular function: DNA-binding transcription factor activity, RNA polymerase II-specific; RNA polymerase II cis-regulatory region sequence-specific DNA binding. The transcript has 2 exons. The coding region runs from base 1 to 1089 and encodes 362 amino acids. The record is from RefSeq and is a predicted model, not a curated record.
AUGGGCUCCAUCACCAACCUGAGAAUUCACACCUUUAAUCCACUCCUCCCGGCAUCCCAUUGGUGGAGCGGCCUCUUAUAUCCCGUCACUCGUCAUCACCUGGAGGAUGACAGCGGCCUGCAACCAGAGCAUAAAGCAUCAAAACAAACCAUGCGUUUUAAUGCGGCCCCUCGUUUGCAGCAAUGCGUGGAGAGUGAGGACGGAGAGCAGAUGAGCGAGGUGCGCUCCCCCGGUUCCAGGCCAUCCAGUCCUCUGUCAGUCCACUCGGAGUCCAGCUGCGCCAGUCCAGAAGCGAAGGCCACCCCGGCGCAGCAGAGGGUCAGGAGGCCGCUAAACGCCUUCAUCAUCUGGACCAAAGAGGAGCGCAGGCGGCUGGCGCAGCUCAACCCAGAACUGGAGAACACGGAUCUCAGCAAAAUCCUUGGAAAAACAUGGAAGGCUAUGCCCCUGGCAGAGAAACGUCCAUACAUGCAGGAAGCUGAACGUCUGAGGGUCCAGCACACCAUUGAUUAUCCCAACUACAAGUACAGGCCUCGUAGGCGGAAGCAGCUAAAGAAGAGCCCCAAGCCCCAAUCAGCAGAAUCCUCUCAACAUUGCAGCUCUGGAUUCAGCGUUCCCUACAACCUCACCUAUCUGCUUCAGAACCACCAGCAGCAAGCCUUCCAGAACUCACCACCAUUCCCACAUGCAUCCCUACAGUCUAACAGAUACAUAAACCCAGCAGUCGCUCACUCUGAAGUCGCCAGAGCAGCAGACACUUUCUCAAGCAACCCAGCUGUGUACUCAAACCCUCCUGCAUACCAGGCAGAUGCCCAAGCAUACUUUCGUUCUCACAGACAUAUGCUGCAUGGUUUUUCCUCUUCUGCAGGUUCUCUUAUGGACCAGAGAGAAUCUGAGGGAACUAGAGGGAAGGCCUUUGGGCUCCAGCAGUGCCCAACAGGACCCUCCUUGGAGUUUUAUUUAGAGCAGAUUCAACUGGACAUGCUGUAUGAUUUGGACCGCAGUGAGUUUGAGCAGUACCUCGGUCCACAGCAGCAUGGGUCGGAGCCAGUAGAGCAAAGCUGCUAUAGAGGAGAACACUCUGUGUAA